Molecule: messenger RNA, 3318 nt
Organism: Dermacentor andersoni
Lineage: Eukaryota; Metazoa; Arthropoda; Arachnida; Ixodida; Ixodidae
Product: voltage-gated hydrogen channel 1-like
Biological process (GO): proton transmembrane transport
Cellular component (GO): plasma membrane
Molecular function (GO): voltage-gated proton channel activity
Source: RefSeq, a predicted model, not a curated record
UUCGUUUGUUUUCAGCAGCAGCACCGAAGUUGGUCAGUUGGGACGGGGGGGCGUAGUGCAAAAGUUCGUUGAUCGCACUGUUUGCGGCCGUGUAUCUGGGUGACAAUGAUAAAAGGUUCGCGGGACAGUAGAGGCCGGGAAAACUUUAGCCACGACUAGCGUAUUUGCGGUGCAACUUCUACAUCCCAAUCUGGGACGUCCCGUUCGCGUCAGCUACUCUACCAGCAUGGAGCGAGCGUCGGAACACGAUCGAGAUUUUUCCCCUCAAAAGGACGCUCCGAAUGUACAAACAAGGGACCAUCCCAGCGCCAGUUUCGUGUCCAUCGAUGUUGACAUGGAAUCUGACGUCGACAUCAGACCCCUUGUCACAUUCCGCGAGAAACUGUCAGCCCUGUUGCAUUCUACCAAGUUUCAGAUUGCCAUCGUGGCUUUGGUAGUUCUCGACUGCCUUCUAGUCAUCACUGAGCUGCUUGUGGAACUGGAGAUCCUGAAGCUGCAUGAACACAGCUACAUCGCACCAAAGAUCAUCCAUUCACUGAGCAUCUUCAUUCUGAGCUUGUUCUUGGUGGAAAUUGCGGCCAAGCUGUACGCCUACCGACUCAGCUUCUUCCAACACAAGAUGGAGAUGUUUGACGCUGCAAUCGUCAUCGUCUCCUUUGGCCUGGACGUCGCAUUCAGGGACCCUGAAUCGGCCGCCAAUGGUUCAGGCCUCAUCAUUGUCCUGCGACUCUGGCGAGUGGCACGCCUCUUAAACGGCAUUGUGCUCACAGUGAAGACGCAAGCGGAACGGCAACUGAUGCGGGAAUGCAAGUUGCGCGAGAAGCUCAUGCAGGACCUGCUCAAAAACCGUGACUACUGCAACGCCCUGGAGCAGGAGAUAUCAUCCCUCAGGGAACUAUUGCAUAACCACGGCAUCACCGAGCUUCCACCAACGGCGGUCGUCCAGGAGCCACCCUUGAGCGGAGAAGAGAACCAGGAAUCUGCCGUGCGGGAUUGAAGUUUCCUCGAAUGGUCCCACACAGCUUUACGCUUCUGGUGAGGAAACUGAACGUGCGUGCCCAAAUCUGCCCUGGCGGCGCUACAGAUGAGGCAGUACAUGUUUGUAUGUCUCUCUUCAAGAUUGGCGUGAAACAUUUUGGACAGCAUUAUUUAUUGCCCUUUUUUUGGGAGGCGGGGGGGGAUACGUGCAGCGCUUGAGCAUACUGAACUUUUAGCCGGUAUGCCUACUGCCACAAGCAAACAUGCUUAUAUCCUGUGCCUACAUGCACUGACAACACUUGGAGUAAACCUGGAGCCCUACAAGGAGUGUAGUGUGGACAUAUGACCUGUGGGUUUACUCUGUGUACUCUUUAUGUACUAUUCUUGUGCAGCUACAGGUCAAUACUGAACCAAAAUGGUGAGAGGUUGCCAACGUGUACGGUACUUUGCAAGAACAGGGUUGCAAUAACUCACAGCAGUGCGAUACAUGCGUUGCUGUGUCCAAGGUAUGAGCUGCACACUAAUAUUAUCAAGGGCAAUGAGGGUGUUCAAUGACCAAGUUUAAUGCAUCAUGUUGCUUCAUGAAUGCAGUCCAGUGAUAAUGUGCCGGUACUAGACUUUAUGUGCUUUUAUUUAUCUACUGUCAGUAGUCACAUUUAGCACUCGAGGAGUGAUGUAUUGUAAGCGGGCAGUCUGUGUAUUACUUAAUGCCGAUGGAAUGAAGUGAAAACUGUUUAAAGUGCCAAACCACAAGCAAUGUGGCAGCUUGGAAAUGGAGCGGUCUGUUUUUCCUUUUUUUUUAUGUUUUUCAUACAGAACAUGACAUAGUAUCUCAACUACAAUGUGACAUGUCUCCACGGUAGGUAAACCUUUUGAUAACCACAAUGAAAUGCAUUAUCAUGUGCAGACUGAUUAUCUUCCUGCAAUUUUUGAAAAGGGAAAUUUUGCCUCAAAGUGUUUUUCUGCUCCGGUGAUGGUGACAUUACUGGACAUUUUCUAUCUAGUCAGUUGCCAAGAUCUGCACACACAGCCUUGUGGCCUUCAGCUGCCAUCAAAGGACAUUUAACACAGGGCACAGGAAAAAAAAGCACAAAAUGUUCUAGGCAUAACGCUUAUGCUAUAAUGCUUAGCAUUGUGCUUAGGCAUAAUGCUAGGCUUAUGUGAAAUUACACAAACAGUCUUCCUGACACGCCUCAAUAGAUGUAACCAAAGUUGUGCUUCAAGCAGGAGUGAGGUGCAGGCAUGCAAGCUGGUGCUACUGUACCUUCUUCACUCCUAGCACCAAGCCCUCGAUUUUUCCGUAGAAACGGAUGCAUGUGAAAAAGCCACAAGAAAUUACAAGAUGGCACAAGGCUGGCCAUCUCUGUACAUGCACCUCACGUCACAGCGUGUGGCUCAUCCUGUGAACAAGAAGAGCAGAUGCACAUUCUGACCCUGCGCUUCUUUAAUGCCCCACCAUUUUGGGCGAGAAUCUCCAGUGGACUGCUCGCCCCUAAGUGAUAAUGCAAAGAUGACACCAGUACAGUUUGUUGCAACUGCCCUACUUAUGACACCAGGCCAAGUUGCCAAUGACUUGCAGCUAGGAUGAGCAUGCAUAUUUCGCCUGCACUGCCGCUGCAUAUUUGCGGAUUCACACUUUGCCGCCUGUCUGCAAAAAAGGAAACGGCACUUUCAUACAACUGGGCAGGCCUCUUGAUUCAGUCUAUGUUGUCUGCACAUCAGUUGCUGCUAGUCCUCUGAAAAUGAGUUUGGGUGUUUCCAAACAAGGUCAGGGACUGCAACUAAGCUUGCAUAAUGGUUGCGAAACUGUGAUGGUUUUGUAGUUCUGUAUUAUCAUUAUGAUCAUUUAAUGUGCGUAUUUGUUACUGUUCUAUGCAUGAUGAAUUUCUUUGUAUCUUGAAAGCUGAAAGCAUCCUCGGAGUGAACCUUGAGCACUUUCAGCGCAGUAUCUUGGCGGUGUGCUCACAAAGUAGGGUACACAACUCGUCACAGACCAAGGUAUUUUUUUUACCUUACCUCCUUUAUCUAAGGAAGGCAAUGUACAAUGUACAUUAUUAAUGCCCAGUCCAACCAUGUUUCUCAUAAGAGAGCUUUGAUUGUAAGAAUGUUGUGAUAAAUAUACUAUAUAUAUUUUUUAUGGUUGUUGCCAACUGUAGAAGCGUGUUUGUGUGUAGUAGUACACUUGUGCCUUGAGAAAUAUUUGGAAUUAAUACAUGGGGCACAAACAGUAUGCAAUACUCAGCUGUGGUUAUAUGUACAUUACUGUAUUUACUUGUGAAUAUUUCUCGCGUCUUUACUGCUUGUAUUUUAUGUUGUCACAAUAUACAUGUUGUUUGGAGA